Molecule: messenger RNA, 1980 nt
Organism: Leptomonas pyrrhocoris
Lineage: Eukaryota; Euglenozoa; Kinetoplastea; Trypanosomatida; Trypanosomatidae
Product: glucose-6-phosphate isomerase
Exons: 1
Coding region: 172-1980 (602 amino acids)
Biological process (GO): glucose 6-phosphate metabolic process; glycolytic process; gluconeogenesis
Cellular component (GO): cytosol
Molecular function (GO): monosaccharide binding; glucose-6-phosphate isomerase activity; carbohydrate derivative binding
Source: RefSeq, a predicted model, not a curated record
GAGUAACGAAAAAUCAUAAGCAAACAACGCAUACGAACACGUCGAACUUUAUCUUUCUUAAGAGUUAUUAACGGCGGUUGCCUCCAUUGUACUCAAGUUCUGCUUUUGCAAGCAUUUAUUAUUAUUAUUUCCCACUUUUAUAAUAUUUUCGUACCGCCAAAAAGAAAAACAAUGAGCGACUUCGCUGCCCAGCUGAACGCACAUGUGCAGAAGGCCGGUGGUGCCAACCCCAGCAUGGCCGCUGCCACGUUCAACGCCCCUUACGAGGUCGCCCGCAAGACAAAGGUCCUGGGGGCUACGGACCGCAGCCUGCUGGACUCUCCCGCCUGGAAGCGCCUUCAGUCUCUGUACGAGAAGCACGGCAACGAGACGAUUGUUUCCCAUUUCGAAAACGACCCAGAGCGUUUUAAACGCUACUCUGUCGAGGUGGACCUCCGCAGUGACAGCAACUUCCUCUUCCUGGAUUACUCCAAGUCGCACAUCAACGACGAGGUUAAGGACGCCCUGAUCGCCCUGGCGGAGGAGCGUGGUGUACGCGCGUUCGCCACGGCGCUGUUCGACGGCCAGAAGGUAAACACGACCGAGGACCGCGCUGUUCUCCAUGUUGCUCUCCGCAACCGCAGCAACCGCCCGAUCCUCGUCGACGGAAAAGACGUCAUGACGGACGUGAACCGCGUGCUUGGGCAGAUGAAGGUCUUUUCCGAAAAGAUUCGCAGCGGCGAAUGGAAGGGGCAGACUGGCAAGAGCAUCCACUACAUCGUGAACGUCGGUAUCGGUGGUAGCGACCUCGGCCCGGUGAUGGUGUCUGAGGCGCUGAAGCCGUUCUCGCAGCGCAACAUCCACUGCUUCUUCGUUUCCAACGUUGAUGGCACGCACAUGGCGGAGGUGCUGCGCCAGGUCAAGAUGGAAGAGACACUCUUCAUUAUUGCCAGCAAGACGUUCACGACGCAAGAGACCCUGACGAACGCGAUGUCUGCACGUAACGGUUUCAUGGACCACCUCAAGCAGCACAACAUUCCGACUGAGGGUGCGGUGGCGAAGCACUUCGUCGCCCUUUCCACCAACACGGAGAAGGUUCGUGAAUUCGGCAUUGAUACCGCGAACAUGUUCGAGUUCUGGGACUGGGUCGGCGGCCGCUACUCUGUGUGGUCUGCCAUCGGCCUCUCCGUCAUGAUCUCCGUCGGGUAUGAAAGCUUCGUUGAGCUCCUGACUGGCGCACACGUCAUUGAUAACCACUUCGCCAGCGCUCCGGUGGAGCAGAACCUGCCGAUGAUGCUCGCUCUGGUCGGCAUCUGGUACAACAACUUCUUUGGCACCGAGACGCAGGCGGUGCUUCCGUAUGACCAGUACCUGUGGCGCCUGCCCGCGUAUCUCCAGCAGCUGGAUAUGGAGAGCAACGGCAAGGGUGUGACGAAGAAAGCCGGCGCCGUCCCGACGCAGACGGGUCCCAUCGUGUUCGGCGAGGCUGGCACGAACGGGCAGCACGCGUUCUACCAGCUGAUUCAUCAGGGUACCAAGAUCAUCCCAUGCGACUUUAUCGGCGCCAUUCAUACGCAGAAUCGCGUCGGCGAUCACCACCGUAUUCUGAUGAGCAACUUCUUCGCUCAGACGGAGGCUCUGAUGGUCGGCAAGAGCGCUGAGGAAGUUCGCCGGGAGCUGAUGAAGUUGGGCAUGUCCUCUGACGCCAUCCAACGCCUGAUCCCGCACAAGACAUUCACUGGCAGCCGCCCCAGCAACUCUAUCUUGGUGAACGCCCUGACUCCCCGUGCUUUGGGUGCGAUCGUCGCCAUGUACGAGCACAAGGUUCUCGUCCAGGGUGCCAUCUGGGGCAUCAACAGUUACGACCAGUGGGGUGUUGAGCUCGGCAAGGUGCUCGCCAAGUCUAUUCUUCCUCAGCUCAAGAAGGACAACCAGGUCAGCAACCACGACGGCUCGACCAACGGCCUGAUCAACAUGUUCAACUCUCGUGCUCACUUGUAA